Cetraspora pellucida is the source of this 1095-nucleotide messenger RNA. The record is from the annotation of a GenBank genome assembly. NCBI's taxonomy places the organism in Eukaryota, Fungi, Glomeromycota, Glomeromycetes, Diversisporales, Gigasporaceae.
AUGAAAAUGGAUGAAGCCCUUACUAAACCAAGGAAUGUCACUCAUACUUUGUAUAAGCUUUAUAACUGGUUGCAAAUGGGUAUGAUUGACCUCAAUCCCGAAUUUCAAAGAGGCAUGAAACAAUCGCAUUUAGUAGAUUCUGUUCUUAACAAUUUUUAUAUUCCUCCUGUCAUUUUUUCGUGCAAGAAAUUGGAUAGUAAACGAUGGAUGCGCGUAUGCAUUGAUGGAAAACAGCGGCUUACUGCAAUCAGAAAGUUCAUGGAUAAUGAAAUCCCUCAUCUUAGCCCUUCAGAUGGUAACAUUUCUAAACGAUAUUAUAAAAGUAUUAAUGGUUCAAAACGUUCCUUAACUGAAGCGGAGAGAGAACUUUUUGAUUGUAGUGAACUUUUGUGUGUCGAGUAUUAUGAUCUUACUUUGCAUCAAGAGCAAGAAAUCUUUAGCCGCGUACAACUUGGUGUUGCCUUAACACCAGCUGAGAAACUCCAGGCUAUUAGUAGUCCAAUGGCUGACUUUGCGCAUACAAUUUACACUCAACAUCCUUCCAUAUCUGCUAUAAUGGAUACAAAACGUGCCCGACCUUUUCAAUUAAUUACCCAAUCUUUACAUAUGAUUGAGAUGGAACCAGAAAAAUUUAAUGCUACUCCAGCCACCAUCACCAAAUUUUUGAAGGAAGAUCGUGAAGUUCCUGAAUCCCUUCGAACGUUAGCAAAUCAAGUCUAUCGAACGAUAGAAGAGAUGAUCGAAGAUGAUACCGAACUAUUCCAUCGUGAUAACAAAUUAGCUCCCGUAGAAUUUGUCUUUCUAACAUACCUAAUUUCAAAAUAUCCCGGUCUUCCGAUCUUCCAAUAUCAGAAUCGUCUUUUGGCGAUGAAGAAACACGUCCGCGCAAAACAUGAUGAUAUCAGAUUCAAUAACAAGGUGUACGAUACAUUGAAAAAGUUUAUUGAUAACAUGGAGUUCGAGUAUGUACCUGCAACUCAUCAAUCUAGUAAUUCUUCUUACUCUUCUCCUGUUCAAGCAUCAUUUGACACUCAAACUUCGUCUGCGACCCCUCGUGUUGGUAGGAAGAGGGUCAAGCAUAAUCCUGUUGAAUAA